This is a messenger RNA of Danaus plexippus (monarch butterfly), 2599 nucleotides long. RefSeq names its product mediator of RNA polymerase II transcription subunit 16 (gene MED16). The coding region runs from base 145 to 2547 and encodes 800 amino acids. The transcript is spliced from 20 exons. NCBI's taxonomy places the organism in Eukaryota, Metazoa, Arthropoda, Insecta, Lepidoptera, Nymphalidae. Gene Ontology annotation, biological process: positive regulation of DNA-templated transcription. Gene Ontology annotation, cellular component: mediator complex. Gene Ontology annotation, molecular function: protein binding. The record is from RefSeq and is a predicted model, not a curated record.
AAAUGCAAUUGUCAUAUUUUGUAUAGUGUCAAGUUAGGUAGCACUUCGCAGACUGUAGCUAGUGUACUAUAGUUAAAGAUUCGUCGUAAACAAAUAAAAUAACGAAAAUAAACCUAAUGUGGUGAGGUAAACGGUAAUAUAAAUAUGGAGCUCAUUUAUUCUAUGAGACGUAAGCCCCUUAAAUGUGAACCCCCACAUUUUAAUAGCACAGACCCAGAAGUAGUGCGGCCAAUAUGCACCAUAUCAAUACGCAACAUCAUAGCGUUCUCAUCACUUACGGAACUGUCCGACACUGAUGGUGACACCUGGGGUGGUCAUGUGUAUGUUUGUGAUAUUGACACACCCUGGGACGCACACAAAGUCACCAGCACCGUACAUCCUGUUUCAGCUCUAGAAUGGGACGGUGAAGGCAAGCAGCUCCUGGUCGCGACUACCGUCGGUGACGUGUCUGUGUUUGGACAGAAAGACUACCUCCUUAAUGAGUGGACUUGUUUAUAUACAGCAAAUUUUCCAGGAGAGCACAUCAUCCAAGCCACAUUCUUCCACAAUGGCCGCAGAGUGGUCACUGUGGAUAAGAAACCAGAUGUCCCUAUAUAUGAACGAAUGCAGUUGUUGAGGUCUACACCUACUUUGAAAGGAUUCGGCGGCGUGUGGUGCGCGGGCGCGUGCGUGGUGUCUGGUUCAGGGCUGGUGGGGGCGCUGACGGCGGGGGAGGGAGGCCGGGCUCUCGUCGCCACGGACUGUAUGAGGCCCGCCCGGGACCACCUCUCAUCGGCGUCCAUCACACACAAGACCGGCAGUAUGUUGAUCGCUGCAUGUUUCCGUCGUGGCUGUAAGCGCGCAGUCCGCGUCGCCCGCUGUACGGUGUCCAGGCCGAGCUCCUCCAAAUGCGCUCCUGUGUGUAUCCAGCUGCAGCCGCUGCCGACGGUAUACUUGGAGGAUGACGUCACUUCUGUGUCCAUAUCGUGGUGGCUGAGGGACGACACCGACGCCCUGCUGAUCGCCUCACACAACCUGACCCUGUGGAAGAUGGUGGAGAGGUCACACCCGCUGCACAAACUCUUAGCUAAAGGUCCGGUGCAAGGCAGUACGACCCCGGGAGGGGGACCCAAGACAGGGGACUGUUUUAAUACCAUCGUGUGGCAGCAGGCGGCAUCCUGGCAGCUGGAGGGUUCCUCCCCCGCCACCGCCGUGAGCGCCGCCCGCCACGCCGCGCCCGCGCUCGCCGUGCUGGUGACCUCGCGGGCGAUGCACUUACUCACACGAGACUCGCACCACUAUCUCGUGUCCCGUCCUAUUAUAACGGGCGGCUCUUCCGAGGUCAGCUCGGAGGCUACUCCUCCCAAGAAAGCCAACUAUGGAGGAACAGUUCCCAGCGGCGCCCCCUGCGCGACCGUGCACAGCGUGGCCAUGUCGUGGCUGGGGGCCGUGUGUGUGGCGCUGGACACGCACUCGCAGAUACACGUGUAUAGACUACAACCGCAAGCAGACAUGUCGUCGUCUCAGUUCGUCUCUCAGGCGGUGAGUCAGCUGGAGUACGGGCUGGUGGCCGGAGUGGACACCAGGGACGUGCUGCUCACUGUGGGCGGAGUCAGCGAGGGCGUGUACGAGAGACUAACAGAAAAUUUCCAAAGACAGCCGGCCUCCUUCCAGCAGUACUUCUAUCACACCUGGCUCCGGCUGAGGAUAGCUCUGUGCUGGUUAUCUCCGUCGUCGUCGUGCAGCGCGGCGUCCCUCCAGUCCCUCCAGAGCGCCCUGAGCGUGUGGGCCGCGUGUGUCGCGGGGCUCCGGGACGACCGCGGGGACUCCGCCCUGCUCGCCGCGCUCGCCAACGACGACCUCAUCGCCGACGAUAAGAAUCUCCUCGCACUGGAGGCGAAAGCGGAUCUAUCGAGUGAGGCGACCAGUCAAGCGCUGCAGCCGCUCCAAGCGCUGAGGCGACUGUUGCAGCGAGCGCUGAACAUAGCGCUCACUAUGCUGGCGUCGCUUCAGCCCUCUAACUUACAUCAGCUGCACACACACAACGUGUACGAGCUGUACUCGGACCCCGUGGCGGUGUCAGUGCUGCGGCGGCUGGUGUGCGUGAGUCGCGCCUGCGGCCGCGGCGGGGACCCCCUCAGCCGCCCGCUCGCCAGGCUCGCCUCCGCUCACAAGCCGGACCUGAUAGAAGAGUGUAUGUCCGUCUGUUUGUCGUGGACGGCCCGCGAAUGGGAGGGACCCCCACGCUGCUGUGUGUCCGCCCCCCACCCGCGACAGCUACCCCUAUAUUUGGAGUACGGUGUAGAGCCGGACAUGUUGCGUUACGUCCCCGAGCCGCCUCCGCACGCUCAGUCCGAUACCUCGGCGUCACAAGACAUGGACUCCAUCAGGUACAUGUACCUGGGCGGGCGCGGUCGCGCCGCUCGCUGGCGGCAGUGCGGUCGCUGCGGGGCGCGCGCCCUUCCGGAGCCCCGAGCCGCGCCUCACGCCCUGCAGAGGGCUUAUGAUGGAAGAUAUCUAGCACACUGCAGAUGUGGAGGGAACUGGACGCUCGUGUCUAACGUCUGAAUCAAGUUAGGAUCCAAAUAUUAUAAUAAUGUAAAUAAAAAAUAACUUUGGA